AUGUCUCGUGCUCUACUUGUCCUAGGCGCCACUGGAAAACAGGGCGGGAGCGUGGUACAGGCCCUUCUGGCCAAAAGAGCCGACUUCAGAAUCUUGGCCGUUACAAGGGACACCGAGUCGGCCGGAGCUAAGAGACUGGCCGCCAAGUCCCCAAAUAUUUCUCUUGUUCAGGGCAAUCUCGAUGAUACGGAGGCCAUUUUCCAAAAUGCGAACAAAAUUGCCAAGACUCCCAUCUGGGGAGUAUUCAGCGUUCAGUUGCCCGCGAUGAACAAAAAUGGUGCAAAGAUCGAAGAGGUGCAGGGAAAGUCCCUGGUCGACUCUGCUUUGAAGCACGGCGUAGAACACUUCGUGUACUCGUCUGUCGACCGCAGUGGCGAGCGCUCAAUUAACAAUCCUACCAACGUCCCCCAUUUCAUCAGCAAACACAACAUUGAGCACCAUCUCAUCAACAAAGCCAAAAACACGCCAAUGUCCUGGACGAUCCUGAGACCUGUGGCGUUUAUGGAAAACUUCCAAGUGGGCUUUGUGGGAAAGAUCUUCGCAACGGCGUGGAGAGAUAAUGUCAAGAGUCGCCCUCUCCAGCUCAUUGCUACCGAGGACAUUGGUGAAUUUGCCGCAAAGUCGUUUCUCAGCCCCAACGAGUUCAAUGGUAAAUCCAUCGCCUUGGCCGGUGACGAGUUGACCUACAGUCAGCUUGUAGACGUCUUCAACAAGAAGACCGGAGCAGCACCGCCAACAACGUUUGGAUUUAUCGCCAAGCUGUUGCUGUGGCUCUCCAAGGAGAUGGGCACCAUGUUUGCCUUCUUCGAGCGGGAAGGAUAUGGAGCGGAUAUCAAGGAGCUCAAGAAGCAACAUCCUGGAUUGAAAGACCUGGGCACUUGGCUCGAAAGCAGCCCCUAUACCAAGGCUAAGAAGCUAUGA
Clonostachys rhizophaga is the source of this 921-nucleotide messenger RNA. The record is from the annotation of a GenBank genome assembly. NCBI's taxonomy places the organism in Eukaryota, Fungi, Ascomycota, Sordariomycetes, Hypocreales, Bionectriaceae.